UAUUCCAGACGUCAUUCAUUUUGAAAACGUCCUGCAGGAUUGUAAGGAGUGCUCUGCUGUCUUGUGCCCCGCCAUUCAGAGGAGUAUCGCUUUCACCGAUUCCUCCUCUCGCUCCUCCACCUCCUCCUCCUUUUCGUCUACCUCCUCCUUCACCAUCUCCAUUCACAGUGACUCUCUCAGAGAGAAGGAGACAGAGUCGCGGGUUUUCAUCCUCCAGCUUCCUCAAAUGAACACUGUUGUGCGCAAAUCGACGAUCUAAGUUUGUUCGGAAAAACUGAUUUUGAUUCUGAUUUGUUUGGACGUUUUCGGAGGAAAGUUAACGUUGUGUUGUAUUGUCGUGAACUGCUAGGAAAAUGCGGUCGUUAAUAUUGAUUGUGAUAUCGUGCUGCUUGCUCAGGGAAACAUUGUCUAUAGCAACCAAAAGAGAAGCUCCAGGCGGCUACAAUUAUCCUAGACCCCAAACCCCGGUCUCACUAGGAGGAGGGAGCUCUCCACCUUCCACCAGCUACGGAGUGCCAUCCAAGCCAGCACCGGUGCCAUCCGGCAGCUAUGGAGUGCCGAACCAAGGUGGUGGAGGCGGUGGAGGCUACAGUGGAGGCUCACAGCCAUCCACAAACUAUGGAGCACCAUCCAUAGGUGGUGGCGGCUCCGGUGGUUACAGCUCUGGACCUUCGACUUCUUUUGGGUCAGCUGGAGGUUACAGUGGGGGAUCGAGUGGCAGCUUUGGAGGAGCACCACAGGUUCCCUCAACAAGUUAUGGUACACCUCAAGGUCCUUCAAGUAGUUAUGGAGCACCCCAAGCACCUUCAAGUAGUUAUGGAGCACCUCAAGCCCCUCAGGCUCCAUCUAGUAGUUAUGGGGCACCUCAAGCACCAUCAACAAGCUAUGGAACACCUCAAGCUCCUUCAAGUAGUUAUGGAGCACCCCAAUCUCCAUCGAGCAGUUAUGGAGCACCCCAAGCACCCCAAGCCCCAUCUAGUAGCUAUGGAGCACCACAGGGUCCCUCAACAAGUUAUGGUACCCCUCAAGCUCCAUCAAGUAGUUAUGGAGCACCUCAAGCCCCUCAAGCACCAUCCAGCAGUUAUGGAGCACCUCAAGCUCCGUCCAGUAGUUAUGGAGCACCCCAAGCCCCUCAAACACCAUCUGGAGGCUAUGGAGCACCCCAAGCUCCUUCCAGUAGUUAUGGAGCACCUCAAACUCCUUCUACCAGCUAUGGUACUCCUCAGGCUCCAUCUAGCAGCUAUGGAGCACCUGCAACCGGUAGCACAGGUGGUGGAUACAGUGUUGGUACACCAUCUAGCAGCUAUGGUGCUCCAUCCCAGGGCAGUUCUGCUGGUGCAGGAUACAGUUCAGGUGCAUCAUCAGGUGGUUUUGGAGGAUCAGGAGGUUACAGUGGAGGUGCACCAUCCAGUUCCUAUGGUGCUCCUUCUCAAGGAUCUAGUGGCGGUUUUGGUUUGAGUGCCCCAUCAAGCAGUUAUGGAGCACCAUCUUCAGGAAGUGGAGGCUUCUCUGGAAGCAGCGGAGGAUAUAGUGCUCCAUCCGGUGGAGCUGGUGGCUACUCUUCUGGAGCCCCUUCAUCAUCCUAUGGAGCUCCAUCAAGUGGUAUCAGUGCUCCAUCAUCCAGCUAUGGAGCACCCACUGGUAGCGUACCUUCAACAAGCUAUGGAGCACCUUCCUCAGGAUCAAAUGGAGGUGGCUAUCCAGCAGCUGUCUCCCCUUCAACGAGCUAUGGUGCACCAUCUGGUGGAGGAUCACAACCUUCAAGUGGUUUUGAUGUUACAUCUGUGGUUCAGUCCAUCAGUUUUGGAAUUCCCUCAUCCUCCUAUGGAACACCUUCAACUGGAGGUUCUCAGGGUGGCGGCUACCCAGCACCAUCAAAACCAUCAACAUCCUAUGGAGCUCCAACCGGAUCCUUCUCAGGGGGUGCUGCCCCAUCACAAAGCUAUGGUGCCCCAUCAUCUGUUCCAUCAGCUCCCUCAAGCAGUUAUGGAGUUCCAUCUGUUGCUGCUCCUCAAUCCAGCUAUGGAGCACCUGCUGCUCCUUCAUCAAGCUAUGGAGCACCUCAACAGCCUUCAUCUAGCUAUGGAGCCCCUCAACAGCCUUCAUCAAGCUAUGGAGCCCCUCAACAGCCAUCGAGCAGCUAUGGAGCACCAUCAGGUGGAUCAUCCACAAGCUUCAAUGUGCCUCAAGCUCCCUCGAAGCCUUCAAGCUCCUAUGGAGCACCCACUCAGUCAUUCAGUGGUGGUUCUGCUCCAUCAUCAAGCUAUGGUGCACCUGCUGCUCAGACACCAGGAGGCUCAUAUGGAGCACCUGCAAGACCCUCAACUAGCUAUGGAGCCCCUUCUAGACCAUCUACCUCAUAUGGAGCACCUGCUGUUCCAUCAUCCAGUUAUGGAGUACCGGCUGCACCUUCAUCAAGCUAUGGAGCACCCAGUGUAGGACCAUCACAAAGCUUUGGUGCACCAGCUAAGCAACCAUCCUCAAGCUAUGGUGCUCCAGCCCAACCUUCUUCAAGUUAUGGAGCUCCAGCGAGACCUCAACAACCAUCAUCAAGUUAUGGUGCUCCAGCACAACCAUCCUCAAGCUAUGGAGCUCCAGCUCAACCAUCCUCAAGCUAUGGUGCUCCAGCAAGACCUCAACAGCCCUCAUCAAGUUAUGGUGCUCCAGCUCAACCAUCCUCAAGCUAUGGAGCUCCAGCAAGACCUCAACAACCAUCAUCAAGUUAUGGAGCACCAGCCCAGCCUUCUUCAAGCUAUGGAGCUCCAGCGAGACCUCAACAGCCAUCAUCAAGUUAUGGAGCACCAGCCCAGCCUUCUUCAAGCUAUGGAGCUCCAGCGAGACCUCAACAACCAUCAUCAAGCUAUGGUGCUCCAGCCCAACCCUCAUCAAGCUAUGGAGCUCCAGCCCAGCCCUCAUCAAGCUAUGGAGCUCCAGCUAGACAACCAUCCUCCAGUUACGGUGCUCCAGCUCAACCAUCCUCCAGCUAUGGUACCCCUGCAGCACCUCCAUCCUCAAGUUACGGAGCUCCAGCAAAACAGCCAUCGUCAAGCUAUGGAGCGCCCAGCAGUGGAGCGGCCAGACCAUCUUCAUCCUAUGGAGCACCUGCCGCUGUACCUUCCUCAUCCUAUGGAGCUCCUUCGACUAGUUUUGGAGCUCCUUCAAGGCCCGCAUCCAGCUAUGGAGCUCCAUCGACUGGUCAAUCGGGAUCCAGUGGUGGACAACAGUAUGCAAGUAACGGUGGAUAUGUUUAUUGAUUACAAUGGAAAGCUCUCUCUAGAAUCAUUAUGACGCUUACAAAGUAACUUAAAUUUGUAACUCUCUUAUUUUGUUACUAUUUUAUAUUAUCAUAUUCAUCAAACUGUGGGACACGUCCAAGAGUUACCUUCACAGUUACCUACAUAAGAGACAUACAUUUGUAAUAUGCUCAUUUUGUAACCAUUCUUUAUCAUCAUAAUCAUCAAACCCAAAUACAUCCAAGAGUUUCUUUGGAAGUAACCUACAUGAAAGACACAAAUUUGUAAUAUUCUCAUUUUGUUAACAUCUUUGAAACAUCUGUCUUGUUACAUGAAAGUCAUAAAUGUAUCCAAGAGUUAUCAGGAGUUUCUUUGCAAUUAACCUACAUGAAAGACAUAAAUUUGUAAUAAUCCUCAUCUUGUUAUCAUUCUUUGUAUAGUAUCGCCAUAAUCACUAAAUUCUCGAAGUUGUUUGGGCCUCCCAAAAGUUGCAAGUGAAUAUGUUAACUUUCAAGUAUUGGACAAACAAUGUGAAGCUAUGUUGAUAGUUUUUCUAAAUAAUAUAUUUUUUGUAUUGAAAGUAUCGAAUGAAAGUUCACAGGUUCACUUUGUUUAGAAUCUAUCAGAAUAGUGAAAUUUCAGUACAAUUUCAAUAACACAUUAUCCAAUUCGAUUAAUAUUGUGUAUUACAUUUGUUUCUCAAAUUGGAAACAAAUUGGAAUAUAAUUUAUUACUCCCACGUUAUUUGAUGUGUCAAGUCCAUAAUUUUAGUUAUCUAUAAAUAUACGAGCUUAUCUCUUCUAGCUUGAAUCAUCACUUUCAUUCAAUGAAUGAUAAUUAUCAUAUUUCAACAAAUUAAUGAAAUUUGCUAUUCUAUUUUAUCGAUGAUUACUACUCAACUGUAGAAUUUUAAUGAAUAAUUUACUAUUUGAAUAUUGCAUUGAGAGGAUAAGUAGAAUUAGUUGAUUCUAAUUUUCAUCAAGGAACAGUGAGACAAUAAUGAAUAGAUUAACCAGGUUAAAUAUCUCUGAUUAUCAGAAGUUACCAUGAUAAGACAAUGUCUUUCCCCUCUAACAGAGUGAGAAGAUCAUUUUUCAAUGUGAUAUAAAUCCAUCAGAGAUGAAUAAGCUUUUUGUAAUUUUUUGAUGAAGGAUGUGAGAACAAGCUCAACUAAACUAGCAUGAAUGAUACAUUAGAGCUGGCAUUGUCUAUAUUUAUUGUAAAUGUUUUGUAUAUUUGAAAUAAUCAUCAAAAUAUUAUGUAGGCCUACUAGUUAGUCUUCUUAAUAAAGUAUGUUUUUUAUUCAAA
This is a messenger RNA of Nilaparvata lugens (brown planthopper), 4541 nucleotides long. RefSeq names its product pro-resilin-like. The coding region runs from base 354 to 3254 and encodes 966 amino acids. Gene Ontology annotation, molecular function: transcription coactivator activity. Gene Ontology annotation, biological process: positive regulation of transcription by RNA polymerase II. The transcript has 3 exons. Gene Ontology annotation, cellular component: RNA polymerase II transcription regulator complex. The record is from RefSeq and is a predicted model, not a curated record. Lineage: Eukaryota; Metazoa; Arthropoda; Insecta; Hemiptera; Delphacidae.